Bombyx mori (domestic silkworm) is the source of this 2901-nucleotide messenger RNA. RefSeq names its product UNC93-like protein MFSD11. The record is from RefSeq and is a predicted model, not a curated record. Lineage: Eukaryota; Metazoa; Arthropoda; Insecta; Lepidoptera; Bombycidae. Bases 146 to 1525 code for a protein of 459 amino acids. The transcript has 8 exons.
GCGUACGUAAUAUGUACAUAUACAAAUAUCACACCAAUAACAGAAAACAUUAAAGUGUAGUUCUCACUUUCUCAGUACAGCUGAAGUAACUGUAGUGUUUGAACGUCUAAAAUUUUAUUUUAAUAUUUUAAAUAUCGUUGUUAAAAUGGAUCGAAAAUUCGUAAAUGUUAUUAUAUUAGGAUUCGGUUUUAUGUUUGUGUUUACUGCAUUUCAAACAAUGGGAAAUAUUGAGAAAACUAUACUCGACAGUAUUACGCAAGACGACAGUUCCUUCACCGGAGAUGGGUACACAUCGCUCGCCAUUAUCUACGCUACUCUCGCAAUUUGCAACUGGUUGGCACCAUCGGCUAUUACGAUUACGGGUCCAAGAGGGGCAAUGCUUAUCGGGGCCGUCACAUAUUUGUUCUUCAUAGUGACGUUCCUGUUUCCUCGCACGUGGCUGCUGUACGUGGCGAGCGUGCUGAUCGGCGCCGGGGCAGCCAUGAUAUGGACCGGCCAAGGGAACUAUCUCACAAUGAACAGCGACGCGGAAACGAUAUCGAGGAACUCGGGUAUCUUCUGGGCUAUGCUACAAUGCAGCAUGUUCUUCGGUAAUCUGUUCGUGUUCAUAAAGUUCCAAGGGAAAUCUCAUAUUGAUUUGGAGACGCGCAACGUUGUGUUCGGCGCCCUGACCGGCGUGUGCGUCCUCGGGAUCGUCUUCCUCGCGCUACUGCGGCCGAUCAAGCGGACGACCACCGUCGAAGACGCCAAGGUUGAAAUCGCCUAUCGCGACGCCGAAGGGCCGCUGGAGGCUUUCAAGGGCGCCCUGAAAUUAUUCUGCACCAAAGAUAUGCUACUUCUGAGCGUCACCUUCAUCUAUACCGGAAUCGAGCUUUCGUUCUUCAGCGGCGUGUACAGUCCCAGUAUCGGGUUCACUUUGGCGAUGGGGGAAAACGCGAAGCAGCUCGUCGGGCUCUCUGGGGUGUUCAUUGGAAUGGGCGAAGUUCUCGGCGGGGCUUUGUUCGGUAUUUUGGGAAGCAAGACCACACGUUGGGGCCGCGAUCCCAUCGUCAUCAUGGGCUUCAUAAUCCACCUCAGCAGUUUCUUCCUGAUCUUCAUUAACUUGCCGACGGUGGCGCCCUUCGGGGACACGUCCGAGGUGUCUUACAUCACCCCGUCUGCUGAGCUGGCGAUGUUCUGCAGCUUCCUGCUGGGCUUCGGAGACGCUUGCUUCAACACUCAGAUCUACUCGAUACUCGGCGGCAAUUACUCGGAUAACAGCACGUCCGCGUUUGCGCUCUUCAAGUUUACACAGUCUCUGGCGGCGGCGGCGUGUUUCUUCUACUCGUCGAAGGCGCUGCUGUCGGUGCAGCUCGUGGUGCUCGCCGCGCUGGCGUCCGUCGGCACGGCGUGCUUCUGCCGCGUGGAGUGGGCGGGCAGGGCGCGCGCGCGGGCCGCCGCCCUCGCCGCCGCCGCCGACGACAAACCCUCGCCCUCGCACGCUCUCGCCGACGCCGACGCCGACAACGCUCUGCACUACGACUGACCUCGCCGCGUGACCUCCCGGAGCGAACACACGGACCAGUGACACAUGCCCCGCAGCUAACCCGUUCAAAUUUGGAAUUAAUGAAACAUGUUCUGAAGUCGUCGUGGCCUUAAGGAUAAGACGUCCGGUGCAUUCGUGUGUAGCGAUGCACCGGUGUUCGAAUCCCGGUGUACCAAUUUUUCUAAUGAAAUACGUCCUCAACAAAUGUUCACGAUUGACUUCCACGGUGAAGGAAUAACAUCGUGUAAUAAAAAUCAAAGCCGCAAAAUUAUAAUUUGCGUAAUUAUUACUGGUGGUAGGACGUGUUGUGAGUCCGCGCGGGUAGGUACCACCGCCCCGCCUAUUUCUGCCGUGAAGCAGUAAUGCGUUUCGGUUUGAAAGGUGGGGCAGCCGUUGUAACUAUACUGAGACCUUAGUUAAAACUUAAAUCUCAAGGUGUGUAGCGCAUUUACGUUGUAGAUGUCUAUGUGCUACAGUAACGAUUGACUUCCACGGUGAAGACAUAUGAUAUCUAUAAAUUAAUUUGCGAUCACAAAGCAGCUUCUUUUUACUUUUGAUAUUAUAUUAGUAAUGAUAUUAUUUUAUUAACAUAAGUUUAUUUUAAUAUAUCUAAAUCGCUAACAAUGUUCUGAAAGGACCUAUGCUACUUUUAUUUGAAUGUGAGAUGAUUUAAACAAUAAAAGUUACCGAGAGAGGAAAGUACUUAUGAUUCUUCAUAUUAUGAAGAGUGAUGGACUGUAACAGGGUUUUAAAAUAAUAUUUAGAUUAGCUUUCAUAAUAUACAGGAUUGAAAAAAAUGUAUAGAAUAUGUACUGAUUAAGAAUCGUGUUACCGUCGAAUAUUUAAACUUCGAAUAAAUUGAAAAGUAUUAUUAAUUAACACCAACUUCCGGUUUAAAAUGAUGCGAUAAAAUACAAUUACACUAUAUGCAAUUUUAAGUAUUCUGACUAUACACAUUGCCCGUACAUGUGAGACUGAUAUAUCCAAUUAUCCAAUGAAUUGACACACACAACAUACAUAAUAUAGGUACAUGCUAAAAUGGAGACAGCAGAAACGAUUGUGAUUGUUAGUUAGUUUUAAGUAUAAUCAAAAUAAUAACAUUCCUGUUAAAGUAUUGCUUCUAUUUUAUGACGAUAUUUUUAUUUUCAUGUAAUUUUUUUUUUCAUAUUUUAUAAUACUUACAUAGUUAUUUUGCUAAGUAUAUUUUUUUAUUAUUUUUAAUAACUAAAGGCAUGUAUUGAGGUUAUACUUUUUUAUAAUUAUCAUUUUGAGUUUAAAUUAUAGAUAUGUAAAUAUAAAUCAAUAUACAUUAUACAAUAUACAUAAUAACAUUCCAAUUGAACUAUUUAAAAAUAGUAAAGUUUAAUAAAGUAAAA